Molecule: messenger RNA, 7149 nt
Organism: Bursaphelenchus okinawaensis
Lineage: Eukaryota; Metazoa; Nematoda; Chromadorea; Rhabditida; Aphelenchoididae
Source: the annotation of a GenBank genome assembly
AUGGCCCUUUCUGGGCCCGUACCCAAUUUGGGCAGCCCGUUCCAAACGAAUGGCAUGCCACAUAUGUUCUUCAAACAGACCGGUCAUGUCGAAAAUGUGAUAUGUAGUGCGGGACGCUAUCGACUCUACCCUAUUAAGGAUGUAAGUGUGAUAUCAGGUCAGAAAGUUCGUAGAAAUAAAUAAAAUGGUAGAGUAACUUAUAAAAAUAAGGAACGAUCAAAAUGUUCAGAGAUAUUAAUUUUUGCCUCUACAGGUCAAGAAGUUUAUAGAAAUACUCCAAAAUAAGGCAAUAAGUGACGAUAUGACCAUGAAAAAUUAUGUAGAUUAUAUUGAAAUAUACAAUAAUAUAUAGAAAAUAUACACAAUGCGAAAUAAAAAAUAAUUUUUAGCGCCGCAACAAGAUACGGAAAUGCUACAUAGCGCUACGAUCGUUCAUGUGUGAGAUAUACAAAAAUUCUCGCGAAUUCGAUAAAGGAGAAGCCGGUCGACAUAUCAUUGAUUUGAGGACGGUUUUCAAUGUUUGUAAAGUCGUAAGUCUUAAAAAACUUUGGGGUACAGCAUAAAAAAUUUGCGAUACAGUAUUGUACUAUAUAGCACCAAGACUUAAAAAUUUUGAUUUCUAAGCACUGCGUUUUUGUAGGGUAAUAUACAGUUCAGAGAAUCACAAAAAUUUUAAUUUUGUGCAUUAUACCAUAGUAUGGUACUAUUUAGUACGAAAAAUAUAAAAACGUGUUUUUUAUAUUUUAGACUAGAAUAUGAUACUAUAUAUAGUAGAAAUAGAGUAUCGUAACGCUUUUUAUGUUAAGCAAUUUAGUAUCGUACUAUAUAGCACCAAAAAUUCAAACAUUAGGUUCUCAAGCGUCAUGCUUUCGUAGUAUAAUAUACAGUACAAAUUAUCAUAAUUUACACUAGAAUAUACUACUAUAUGUAGUACUAAUUGAGUAUAAUGAUGAUUUUCACGUUUAACGAUACAGUAUCAUACUAUAUAGUACCAACAAUGUAAAAAAUAUUUUUAUUUUUAAAAAUUCAGUAUUAGCCAAUUAUCAUCACCUUUAGCAAAAAAAAUAUAAAAAUGCUAUUCCAGGACGACCCAGUUGGUCUAAAAACCAAAAUCAUAUCAGUGAUGACCCCAUCCGACACAUUUUACAUUUCCAUCGAUGAGAACGCUGUUUCCUUUGACAAUUUCUUUGUCGAGUUCCGUGACCGAUGUCGUGAAGCACGAGCUGAGCGUCUGAACCGACAAGUACUGGAAGAGGAGUACUUUAGCGCGGCGUGGGAUGUUGAGGUAGUUCAGAAGCCGAAGCUGCGGCUGAGGGCUAAUGAUACGGCUGGUCAUGAUGAUUUGGCUAGCCGGUGUCCACACAUGUUGGGAAGGAGACGGUUAUGUGUCAAGUCGGCUUCAAUCACGUUGUUUAAGUUGGAUGUGGAGCCGUUGGCGGAUGCUUCGAUGGCUGAGAAUGCGUUUUGUGUCCAGGAUUAUCAUGACUUUCCGGUAGGGCUUUUAAAACUGCAAUUUUUGAGUUUGUAAAGAAAGUUCUUGCCAUUUUUUGGCACGUAAUGAAAGUUAUUGCGAUUUUACAUUUUGUAAAGAAAGUUCCUGCAAUUUUUUUGUAUUGUAACACAAGCUUAUCAUAUGCAUUAAAAUCUUCCCAUUUACAGUUAAGUACAGUAUCAAAAUACGGUAGUCAAGAUAAGUAUGUGAUAAUACGAAACGGCCGUUGUUCUUCGUAUGGACCGGGUGAUUUGUGGUUAUUGACCGAGUCCAUGUAUAUGGCAUCGAACAUACGAACGCGGAUGUCAGAGCUGUAUCUGGAAGAAGCGGAAAUGAGGCGAAGUCAGGGUAUUCACCUUGGAUUGUGGGUUUUUUAUGUUAUUCAUGGUUUUUUAGUACUAGGUGCACUAUUUUUAAUUCAUAAGUACUACUAAUACCAUUAUUAUGUUUAUAAAUACUAGGAGUCCCAGUAUCAUGUUAAUAUGUACCAACAGUACAAGCAUUUUCAGUAUCAUUUUUCUAAGUACCAGGAGUAACAGUAUCAUGUUUAUAAGUACCGCUAGUACCAGUAUCAUGUUUAUAAACAGCAACAGUACCAGAAGUACCAGUAUCAUAUUUAUAAGUACCAGUAGUAAUUAUAAACAUAAUAGUAGUACUUUUAGUAUUAAUGGUGCUGUUUUAAAGAUCAUAGUGCCAUUUUAAACAUAAACAUUUCCAGACCAGGAAUAUCCGACCGUUUGAUCAAGUCCAAAUCGCAUCGUGACAAAGUAGAAGAACAUGAAACAGAAAUCGCUCGACUAGAAGAGGAGCACCUGAAGAAAGAAGCACUAUUACUCGAGGAAGAAAGGAAAAAAGAAGAAAGAGAACGAUUAAUAGCCGAGAAUCCAGAGUAAGUGACAUUUUUAUGGACAUAACUUUCUUUACACAACAAAAAGGGGCAAAAAAAUUGGUUAUUAACCUUUAGAAAACCCAGUCCUAGUACUAUUUGACUUGGUAGAGGUCUGCGGGUUGCGGUUUUUUCGGUCUUUUUCAUUUUUUAGGCUAAUUGAAGCCAAAAAAAAACUUGUAAGAAGAAAAGGAAAAUACGAAGAUUUAAAACAAUUUUUGCAUGCCCUUAACUUUCAGCAUCCUCCGCCAAGAAGAAGAAGCCGAACGGAAGCGAUUGGAAGAGGAAAAAGCCAGUAAAAGCGUGCUUCGAAAGCUGUUCAAACUCACAAAACGGUCCGAAACCAAGGACAAAGACAAGGAAAGCCCACGCUCCGACGAAUCCACCCCCGCCUCCCCACCCAAAAAGCCCAGUCUUACCGGGCUGAUGAGCUUCCGGCUUCCCAAGUCAUUAACCAUAUCGUCAUCGAACCAGAACGUUCGCAGAACGGCCGAAGAAGCGCGUAAAAUCCAGGAGAAAAAGAUCCGCGAAGCCAACGAGAACCACAAAAAUGAGCCACAAGAGGACUACACCAUGUCCAUGAACACCAUACCCAAAAAAGCACCGCCCAUCAACACGACCAGUGGGAAGGCGGCGUUCGCUGCGGCCCGAAACUCUAGUAGUCCAACCAAAGCGGUGGUCAGCUCCACCAGUAACACUGGUUCAAUGUUCCAAAACCGAAUCUCCAGUCCGAAUGCUGAUUACAUGAUGAUGCGUGAGGAUGAACAAGAUGCCCUCGGGGUGAAUGCCUACAAUUUCGGCGAGAACCGAUGCUUAUCGGAUGAAAGUUGUUGUUCUCCACGUACUCAAACUUCCUCCUUCUCCAAUUCCAUGCAAUCCAGUACGAAAACAGCUCAAACCAACCGUGACCACAGCGCAGACGAGCUGCGUCGGUACGGUCGAAACGAUCGUGCUUACUCGCUCGGCUCUCGACCGGUCAAAAAACAACGAAAUCCCGUUACCCCGCCCUCGAUGCAUCAAAAGAAACACAACUCGGGCAGUGGCUCACUGAAUACAGUAGGCUCGAUUAAGGAAGAGGACGAGGAUACGGUAGAGCUGGGAAAGAAGUCCCACACAGAUGGCAAAAUUAAUGAAAAUGUGAAGAAGGCUCAGGAGAAGCUGUCAAGGUUGGAGCUGGAAGAGCGCAAGGACAAACAUACCGAGCUGGUGGACAUGUUCCGCAACCGUGCCCAUUCGUACGAGAGCUCACAGAGCACGAGAAAGCUGUUGGGAUGGAAGAAGUUGUUCUCGAAGCGCCUCGAACCACAACCUCAGGAGCGAGUUCGAGUCGGUAGUAACGAGAGUGCGUCCAGUCGAUUCUCUGGACCCAGAUGGAACACGACUAGUCGGAGUUCAAUUGUAGGUAGUGAUAAGUCGGUCAAUUUCGAGAACCCAAGAAGCUCGACGUUUGGAAGCGAUAGUAACAAGAAUGCCAUGUUUGGUGGGGAGAACACGAGAAGCUCGACGUUUGGCAGUGACAUGGGCAAAAGUUCGACUUUGGGCAGUGAUAGAUCAGUCCACAAGUCCCUAGGCAGUGACAAAUCAGUCAACAAAACCGAUGAGUCCGACUUUGUCCUAAGCGGCCCACUAAAGCACGACAGUCCACAAUCACGCUCGCGAACCUCAUCCUUUGGCAAAACCGUCGUGGACGCGACCCGAGCUCACAAAGAGAUGCGAGAGAUCAAGCGACGACGUGACGAACAAGCCCGCAUCCGUAGCCGACCGGUCGGUCUUGAUUGUCACGACAACUUUCUCGAACUCUACUCCCGAAGUCUCGAGGAGAACCAUAAACGAGCGAAGGAGGCCAAAGAGAAGCCGAGACGAAGAUCCUUUGACAUUCGUGUUCUGACCAGCUACCGUCGUCGGAAGCCGAUUAUUGAGCUGAAGCGGACGGCUUCGGACUCGGAGCUGGUUAUACCUUCAAGGAUGUGGUUAUGCUUGCCGCUUGACGUUGAUAUCACGAAGAAAUACCGGGCUAUGGCCGCGAAUCAACGCGAAAUGGAUAGUCGAAAUAGGAAGGCUCAAGAUCAUGGUUGGAAAGGUCAAGAUCAUGGAUGGAAACCUCAAGAUCACAGCUGGAAACAGCAAGAGCACGCCAGAAAACAGCAAGAAAACCACUGGAAACAGCAAGAACACAACCGAAAACAACAAGAACAUAAUCGCAAACAACAAGAGCUGGCCAUGGAAAUGAUGCUGAAUGUAGGCCGGAGCACGGCCGCUACAGUACAGCCACAUUCCGUCAGUCAGCCGGUCACACCGUGCGCCGCCGACAACGAUUAUGUUCUGCCGGUUAUGAAGAUUAAGCCUAGUGAAACAAUGUCAGCGAAGCGAAGAAGUCGCGCUACGACAAAUCAGAAGAUGGGGCAGAAUCAGAAGUUCGCUCAGGUUCAACGUACUGACUCGUCGGAACGUUUGAAAGGCAGAGUUCAGCGUACUGACUCGUCGGAACGUUUGAAAGGCAGAGUUCAGCGUACUGACUCAUCGGAACGAUUGAAGGGCCGGGUUCAACGUACUGACUCAUCGGAACGGCUGAAAAUCUCCAGAGGCGAAACUCAUAUGAGACAACAGAAGUCGAACUCGGCGUCCGUGCCGAAGCAACCGGGCAUCGAAAUGAAGCCACGGUGUCGCACGAUGACCAACAAGUUCUUGAGGGAUGAUCAACAACCAGGUCCUUCUGGUCUCAACAAGUACGGUGAGCAAAACUUGUCGCCGAGGAAGGAUACUCACGGUGUUAAGAUGAGGGAGAAUCAACGUGAUCAAGGUUCUGAAAGGCAACGUGAAGCCAGGGAUUCUGUUAGAGACCCAGCCAGCUCACGAGACAGCGGUAGACAACAGCGUGACUCUUAUUCAAGGGAUUCAUACCCUAAAGAUUCAUAUUCGUCUGAUUUCUACCCCAAAGAUUCAUACCUAAAAGAUUCUCAAGGCCGUGAUUCACGUUCAAGCCAACUUAAAGAUGCUCCUGGGCCUUCCAGGGAUUCGGAACGUUACCGUGAGACUCCAAGAGAUUCAGAACGGUAUCGUGAGAUUCCUAGGGAUCCAGAACGGUACCGUGAACCACAAAGAGAUUCAGAACGUUACCGUGAACCACAAAGAGAUUCAGAACGACACCGUGAUGCUCAAAGGAACGCUGAAAGAUAUCAUGAUCAACCGGAACGCUACCGUGAUCAAAGAGAUUCAGGCCGUUACCGUGAUCAACAGAGCGAUUCAGAACGCUUCCGUGAUCCACGAGAUUCAGAACGCUACCGUGAGCCAAAAGAUUCUGAGCGCCACCGUGAUCAGCGUGAUUCAGAUCGCUACCGUGAUCCACGAGACUCAUACCGUGGUCCUUCGCCCACCUCACGAACUACGCCUCAAGCUCGCAAUCGUCUUCGAUCAGACGUCGAUCGUUCCGGCCGCAAAUCACCCUCCCCAUCUCUUCACAGUCAACGUUCCGCUUGCUCGACCAGUCGAAAACAACGAAAUUCCGCUAGCCAAAACCCGGCACAUCAGGGCGGCUUAAAGUCGGUGGCUCGUGUUGCCGCAGCGAACGUGCGUUCGAAUAAGACUGGCGCGGAACGGCGAGCGGCCCAAGCUGAGAAGCAAGGCCUACCGUUAAGGAAGUCGGCGUUUGGGCAGGGGACGAGACGACAAAGUUUUGGAAAGAAUAGUGUUGGCUUCGAUUUUGGGGUAGGUUGCUACUUUUUUAUUAUUUUGGCCGGGGUAGAUUUUUAAAUUGACAGGAGGUCACAUAGGGUAGGGUACUGUAGUGAAUAGGAUAAGGCAUGGCAGUGUAGAGUAGGGUGGGUAUGAUGAGAUAGGGUGGGGUAAGGUAGUGUAGGAUAGGCUUGGGUAGGGUAGGGUAGAAUAGGGUAAGGUAGGGUAGUAUAAGAUAGGGCAGAAUAUUGUACGGUAGGGUAGAGCUUAUGGUACUGUAAAUUUGGGAAUAACAUAAGGCCUAGAGGAUGGUACAGUAGGGUAAUUUAAGAUGGCAUAUGAUAGGGUAGGGCAUAGGGUACCUUAAGGUUGAGAAUACUGUAGGACCUAGGGUAGUGUUGAGCAGGGUAGGGUAGCGAAGGUUAGGUUAGGGAUAUGGUAGGCUAUGAUAAAUUAGGGUAAGGUUGGGUAGAGUAAGGUAGUUAGGGUAUGGUAGAACAUGUGUAGUUUUAUAAUAUGAGUUCUGUAUGGUAGGGUAACACUGUAGGUAAGGUAGGGUAGAGCUGGGACAGUGUAUAUAUGAGUAGGGUUUCUGAGGAAGGCAGGGCUACAGUAAGGUUGAUAUGGGUGUGGAGAAAGGGCAAAAGUAGGUUAGGGAAGAGUAUGGUGCAUCAAAGUAUUAUUUUAAGGCAGGGUAGGUUAAAAAAAGUAAAAAAACCAUUUUCAGAAAUCCAAAAACGUUCAAGACGACUACGUAACCGCCCUCCCAGCCUCGAGUAUCACUCCAAACCAGCCGACUCGUGACGAUCUGGAAGAGUUUGCCCACCGCCAAGGCAAGCUGAAAACGUCGCCAGUCCAGCUGCGCAAAAUCAGCCACUCAUCGACCCACGGCUCACCCGUAAAUCAGCGAAAAACCUCCAGGGAAGACCUGAGGAACCGGAAGAAGAAACCCAAAAGCACCACCCUCAUUUUACCCGCCAAUUUGAAUAACGUCGACUAUGUGGAGGUGCAGCCGGUCAUUAAGAACCUGGAUGGGCCGGGGGUUUCGAGACGGCGACAUCCCAAUUCUGGCUCUUCUGAAGAGUCUGACCUGGAUUAG